Messenger RNA from Truncatella angustata, 7668 nucleotides. RefSeq lists its product as uncharacterized. Gene Ontology annotation, cellular component: cell cortex; mitochondrion. Gene Ontology annotation, molecular function: phospholipid binding; tubulin binding. The record is from RefSeq and is a predicted model, not a curated record. Gene Ontology annotation, biological process: maintenance of protein location in cell cortex; establishment of mitochondrion localization; microtubule cytoskeleton organization. Bases 1 to 7668 code for a protein of 2555 amino acids. Lineage: Eukaryota; Fungi; Ascomycota; Sordariomycetes; Amphisphaeriales; Sporocadaceae. The transcript is spliced from 3 exons.
AUGGCGUCUCCUAGGUGGGGAGGCGACUUCUCGCCGUCCGCCCCUCCCUUGAAUGUGGAUAUAGAUCAGAACGACCCUUUUAUUGAUACGGAUAAUUCGCCCGAAGAUGACAGAGAACCACCACGUCGAUAUUCCCACCUUUUCGCCCUGGGUUCCAGUGCCUCGCCAGCCCAGGCAAAACGAGCACUAGAAGCACACCUGGCCGAGACAGACCGCCGGAUGGAAGAGGCCGGGAAGCUGGGCACUGCUUUGGUGCAGCAGCGAAUGGAGCUUGCUCAGCGGCUCGAAGAGGUGGAACAGCUGCAAGCCGAGGAAGAGGUCACUGAGGAUCUGCGACAGAAGCUCGUCGAAAUUGAGAAAGACUACAAUGAUGUGGCAAGGGAAAGUGCGAGGGCAUUUCUUCCCAAACCCCGGAUUCCUAGCAACGAAGCUGCAGCUGGUUCGCCGUUCGUGCCUGAAGGCAAAGGUGGUAGAGGGCGUUCCGUUAGCCCUUCCAAGUUCGAAGCCCAAGCUACGGCUUCUCCAACAAAGCUUAGUGUGCCGAAUCGAAAGCUCCGCAAUCAGCCCGCCAACCGCAUACAUGAUAUAGAGUUCGCUGCUGAGAUUAGUCAGUCACUUAUUGUUCAAGUAAGGAAUCUUCAGCAGUUGUUGGCCGAAAGAGAAGAAGAGCUUCGAGAUGUCAAGCUGGAAAAGUCCAAGCUGGAGUAUGACGCCGAGGGCUAUCAGCAGCGAGUCAAGGCUUUGGACGAGAGCCAGAACAAGUACAAGGAUGAGAACUGGAGUCUGGAGACACAGGUCCACGAAUUGAUGGCAUCUCAAAGAGAGUCUGCAGAUCGCGAAAAGAAGCUGCAUCAGACUGUCAGCAUCCUCCAGGCCGAAAAAAAUAAUGCGCAGCGGGAAUUGGACGAGGUUAAGCUCAAUCAUGCCAAGUUAUCCGAAGAGCACACGGCCGCCGUUAAGCAUCAUGAUACCGAGCUAGGUGCCGCCAAGCGAAACAUUGUCGUUGCUGAUUCGGAACGAGCAACCUUGCUACGCAAGAUUGAGGAUUUGACUGGGCAAAAUCAAGAGCUAGCAAAGGCCGUUUCGUCCCAGAGAGGCAGAGCCCUCGAUCGCCCAGAACCUCUAGGUACGAGUGAUGAGGACUUCCUGACAGCCAACGACAACGAUACCCCGGAACACUCCCCUCCGCCGUCGCCCAUCAAGGGAACGCCUCGCCAUGCCAUGCUAGAGUCGGAAACCCUCAGGACUUCACUCCAACAUGCUCAACGCACCAUUCAAAGUCUCAGAACGAACGUUCACCGAGAGAAGACCGAGAAGCUCGAACUCAGACGAAUGCUUCAAGAUGCCCGCGACGAGCUUGAGAAGGAGCGAAGUGACCCUGCUCCGAAACCCGUCAGCAAGCGCAACAGCAAGGGUCCCUCUCGCGACUUCAAGAAACCACCCCGACUGCUUGGUGGUCUCCGGAGCGCUCGUAGCGAAGUCGUUGCUCCCGAGGAUCUUGAAUGGGAGGACCAGGCGAGCCAAGUUGGUUCUAGUCCUGCACAGCCUCCGCCUCGUCAGCAGGUUUCGGGCCAUUUCGCUCCUGUUACCGAAAGCGUUGAGACGGCCAACUUCGACACCGCGAAUGAGACGAGUGAUCAAGCAUUCGAAACAGCCAAUGAACAGGGUACCGAGACCGACGACUUCCAGACUGGUGCCGAAGAGUUCUCCAGUGACGAUGCCGAGACCGAGACAGAUAGUCCUAGCAAGCGAAACACAAUCAGAGGCCGACCUGCUGGACUGCCACCGGCACAUUCCCGAACCAUCUCCAAUUACAGUACUGCAUCUACCGAGGACGAGUACGAGUUUGAUGACAUGCGCACACCAACGUCUCAGUUGCCAGGACUACAAAAUAGAUUUCCUCUGCGAGUCAGCCGAGGCGGUUUCCGUCGCUCGAGACAGGCUAGUGAAGACACUAUUUUCCAGAGCAGUCCUGCAGGCCUUAGUGGCAGCACUGGUGGUACUCCUCAACCGAACCAGAGCCUGGCAGCUGAGCUUGGUGACUUCGAUGGUAGUGACAAUGAGUCCAACAUGUCAGUCACUCCUAGCAAGAGGAGCAUUCACCAAGUAUCGAGACCUGGUUCCAUGAGGGGCACGACUGCGUCUCCGCCACCCCCUCUUCCUCGCCCACGCAGGGUCACUAUGGUGAACAGCGGUAUGAUGACGGAACCUCUUUCCGAAUCCUUGCGCACUCUACCUGUGGGCGCCGCGGGUCAAGAACGACCGGUGUCCACGGCCACGGUUAUAAGUGGCAUUUCUGACUACAGCGAUGCUGGGACGCUCAACAUGGAGGAAAAUCUUGCUAAGUUCCCAUCGCCUCCUACCUCGCCUCCCAAGCGCGAGUUCAAUCUCUCCGAUGUGCACGCUCGUGAUGUCGCGCCUGUCGAAGAGCCAGAUCACCACGGUGCCGAAUUGGACGCACUUAAACGUGGCCAUGCUAAGCAAAUCGAAGACAUACAUGCAGAGAAGAAUACCGUUCACUCAGCCGCGCUUGCUGCUUUGGAAUCUCAGCAUGCCGAUCUGCUGAGCCGCGCGAUCGCGGAGGCUCGAGCUGCACAUGAUCAUGAACUCGAAAUCCUGAAGUCUGGACACGAUGACGAGAAGGCUCGAGCAGCUGUCGAUGCUAGCGCAGCUCAUACACGGGAGCUCGAAGCCUUGCAGGCCAUCCACGCAGAAAAGAUUGCUGUGAUGGAAUCAGAUCACAAGGCAACACAUGCAUCCGAGAUUGAUGCUCUCAAGGCCAGUCACUCAAACCAACUAGCAAACUCAGAAAAGACUCGUUCAGACGCUCAUGCCGUCGCACUUGCAGCACUUGAGGCUACCUAUUCCGAACGUUUAUCAGCUUCUGAGAAGGCACACGUUGAAGCCCACGCUGCUGAACUUGAUUCUCUUAGGGCUAGCCACUCCGAACAAUUUUUGGCCGCGGAAGGAGCACGCGCAGAAGCUCACAAGGCCGAGAUUGAAGCACUCAAGGCCAGCCAUGCUGAACAGCUCGAGGCUUUCAAGAAAUUACGCGAAAAAGCUCACGCUGAUGAGCUUGCUAUGCUUGUUACAGCACAUGCCUCGCAGAUCGAGCUCGCCAGAAAGGAGCUCAACGACAGCCACGCAAGAGAUCUGGAUACUCUGAAAGCGGCCCACGUUGCUCAGAUUGACAAGGCCAAGGAGAGCAGUGAUGCUAGCCAUGCAGAAGAGCUCGAACUUCUCAAGUCUACUCACCUCAGCCAAAUCGACGAGACCAAGAAUGCAAUCGCUGCUACUCAUAAACAGGAACUCGAGGCCCUCAAGGCUGCUCAUGCGACGCAGGUUGAACAGUCCAAGAAGGAGAACGAGAGUUCCCGCGUAACCGAAAUUGCGGCCCUUGCCGCUUUGCACACCCAGCAGCUUGACAAGUCCAAGGCUGAAAGUCAAGUUAAACUUGCCAGCGAGCUAGAGUCUUUGAAAUCGGCGCACAAUCAGCAGCUAGAAUCGUUCAAGAUACAGGCGGAGGAGCAGCUCGCCAAGCAGCUAGACAAUCUAAGGACUGCGCAUACGGAGAAGCUCCACGCGUCGCAAACCGAGAGUGGUGCCAAGCUGGCUGCUGAAUUAGAGGCGCUCAAGCUGGCACACAACAGUACAUUAGAAUCGUCCAAGGCCGAUGCUGAGAAGGAAAUGGCCCAGCAGAUUGCCACUCUUCAGGCUGAACAUUUAACGCAAGUUGAGAAUAUCAGAGCUGCGGAAGCAGCGAACCUGACGCGUGAAAUCGAAUCUCUCAAAUUAGCGCAUGUUAAAGAACUCGAAAACGCAAUAAUCGAGAGGGACACUGCCCACGGUACCGAAAUUGCCGCUUUGAAAGACUCUCACGCCAAGGAAUUGAAUGAGUCUGCUAGGAAGAGGGACGCGUCGCAUGCCGCUGCACUGGCCGCUUUAGCUAUUGCUCAUGACAAGGAGCUCGCAGCAUCAAAAUCGGAUGCAGAGGAGAGACUGGCUAAGGAGAUUGCGUCGCUCAGGGAUUCGCAUGCCCAGGACCUGGACAAGCUGAGGAGUGAACACGCGGCGACGCAUGCCAAAGAAUUGGAGGUAUUUGAAGCAGCUCUUGCUAAGCAGCUUGAAUCAUCCAAGUCUGAGGGAGAUGCAGCCCAUAACGAACAAAUCGAAGCCUUGAAGGCUGCAAAUGCGGAGAUCGUCGAUGCCCACAAACGAGACAGCCAGAAGGGUUUGGAGCAAGCGCUGACCCUGGCAAGAGCUGACCAUGAGCGCGAACUCGAAGUUGUGCGUAGUGACCACGCGGCCACCCGGUCUCGGGAAAGUGAAAAGUCUGCUUCGAUGCAUGCCGCUGAAAUGGCCGCCCUUGGGGCCGCGCUCGCAGCUGCCAAGACCGAAGAAAUUGAUGCACUGACUUCCCAACACGAGCAGCGCAUGACUUCGCUCCAAGAUGAGCAUGCCGUUGCCAAGGCUGGAGAGUUGGAUGAGUUGUCUGCUCGUUACGCAAAGCAGAUCGAGGAUCUAAUGGCUGCCGCUGCCACCGCCAAAGCCAUCGCUUUGGAAGAAGUAAAUUCCAACCACCAACGUGCAGUUGCCGAUAUUCGUGCCGAAGCGUCAGCAUCGAGAGAGAAGGAAUUUGGAGAAUUGACUUCCCGUCAUCAACGUGAAAUCGAUAAUCUAAAAGCGGACGCGUCGGCAUCGCGCGCGGCUGAACUUGCGGCUCUCGCAUUGCAACACCAGGAACACAUCGAUACACUCGACGCCGAAGCAGCUUCAUCGAAGAGCAAAGAAUUAGACGACUUGAGGACUGGACACGCUACUCAGCUCGAUUCUCUCAAGGGUGAGCAUGAAGCCGCCGUUGCUAGACUUGCAGCAGAACUCGCUGCAAGUCACGCUCUUCAGCUAGAGGCUCAUCGGUCGGACCACGAAGCAUCCCGAGCCAAGGAUUUGGAGACUUUGGGUGCAGAACACACAAGCCAGCUUGAAUCACUCCGAGAAGAGCACGAAAACUCACGGUCAAAGGAUUUGGAACAGCUCAAAUCGGAGCACUCAGUCUUCCUUGCUUCUGUGCGCGCAGAACAUCAGUCUGUCAUGGAUGCCGCUCUUGAAAACCUCCGAGCAAAUCACAUGAGCGAAAUCGAUUCUCUGGGCGGCAGCCAUGCCACCAGCCUUGAAACGGCCUUGUCGACCAUCAAAUCAGGCCACGCGGAAGAGUUGGAGGGUCUCAAAACCACGAAUGAUGCUGCUUUGGCCGAAGCCAUCAAGAAAGCCAGCGCAGAACAUGCACUAGCAUUGGAGACGCAGCAAUCGAACAUCCAAUCCAGGCAUUUGGAAGAGAUGGCAAGCCUUAGAGUAGCAAAUGAUGCCGCCUUGGCUCUGGCGCUGGAGAAAGCUAACUCCGAACAUUCCAUUGCGCUGGAAACUCAACGGUCAGAGAUUCAAUCGAAGCAUACGAGAGAACUGGCGGACCUCAAAACCGCAAAUGACGCUGCUUUAGCCCAAAUAUUGGAAAGGACUAACAAUGAGCAUGUACUAGCCUUGGAGACUCACAACUCGACCAUUCAAUCUAAACAUGCGAAAGAAUUGGGUGAUCUCAAAACGGCAAAUGAUGCUGCCUUUGCUCAAGCGUUGGAGAGGACUAAUAAUGAGCAUACACUGGCGUUGCAAGCACAUCACGCUCAGAGCUCAGCGGAGCACGAUAAGAUGCUCGCUAGUCACGCCUCCGAGCUGGAGGCGCUCCGACAGGCACUUACGAUUGCUCCUCCACUUUUGGGUUACUCAUCCAUGAGCACUGUUGAAACAGAGCCCAUCGAGGAGCCGGAGCCUCUGCGCAGCCCCAACCGUGAAGCUUUUGUCCUUUCACACGACACAAAACACCCACAAACACCGCCAACCUCCGCACUUGGAAUCUUCGGUAAGAGAAGUAAGGGCACAGUUACACCGGUCAUCGCCGAAGAUGAUACGCGCCAAUCCCCGAACGCCACGAAUAGUCCUGAGACUCCCGAGUCACAAAGACCGUUCAAGGAGAUGUCUACAAACACCGAUGCACGCCCUGCCCGGAAACAACCUUUCCCAAUGACGGAUCAUAGUGUCCAGACUGCGUUAACGUCUGAUGGUAUUGACCGUUUGAUGUUGAAGAAUCGUCGCCAAAACUCGCAGGAUUCUUCAAAGAUCGCUGCAGGGCCCAGCCUAGUCCUCACACCAUUCGAUGAGGCAACACCAUCAACAGUGCGACAUAAGCCCUCACAAGACAGCCUUGGCAACACUAAGCUUCGAGGCCAUCCGGGUGACUCUGGGAUUCUCGCAGCUCCUGUACCAGUCCCCAUCCGGCGUCCUGGAAGUUCAGGCAGUACUCGGGGCUCGCAGCAGGCCAUGCCGCCCUUGCCUGCUAAUCACAAGGAAGUGAUCGAGGCCGCCCGAACUGGGUCAUCUCAUGAGGCUAGAGGCACCAUGGGACCGCCUUUGCUCCCUGCAUCCGCCUACAAAACUCAACCGGAACGACCUUACUCUGCACGCGACCGUCCGCUGUCGCCUCUGUCGGGCCGCGGUACGCCAACUCCUCGAGCUGUUAGAACAGGCUCGACACUGGGACAUCCUGAUGUUCACUCCCCUACCAAGAUGAGUGCUCGCAGUCGUCAAUCCUCUAUCUCGUCCUUCACGUCCGAAAUCGAUAACAGGUUCAACAUCCGAGGCGACAUGAUGGGCGCUGGCAACUUUGCGGGGCCUAAUACGGAUCCUCGCAUGAUCCAGGCAAUUACCCAAACCAUGAUUGGCGAGUACCUCUGGAAAUAUACUCGCAAGGCUGGCCGUGGUGAAAUGUCCGGUAACCGACACAGGAGGUAUUUCUGGGUUCACCCUUAUACCCGUACUCUGUAUUGGAGCGACCGUGACCCCUCGGCGGCCGGUCGGUCUGAGCUGAGAGCCAAGAGUAUACCUAUCGAGGCAGUACGUGUUGUCAGUGACGACAACCCUAUGCCGCCUGGCUUGCACCGGAAGAGUUUGGUCAUUGUUUCUCCAGGACGAACAGUAAAGGUCACCUGCACCACAGGCCAACGGCACGAGACCUGGUUCAACGCCCUAUCUUACCUGCUGUUGCGCACCGGUGACGAAGGACACAACGAGGCAGAGGAUGCUGGAGGCAACCUCACUCAGGAGGAUGUUGACGAGUUCAAUCCGCCUUAUGGCCGGCGCUCGGUGAAUAGUAACCGCCGUGCGCCGCCUUCGCUUUCGUCGUACAACUCAAGGACAACUCGCAAUGAAUCCCCAAACAUCGACCUUUCAAUUCCGACCUUGACGCCAACCCAUGAGAAGACUGCUCCAUCUAGGCCUGGCACACUGCGAGGCUUGCUCAACAGGACUAGCACAUCAGGGAGCUUCUUCAGCAUGCGUACCAGAAGUCAUACACCUCAUUCACAAGGGAAUGCUAUCUAUGAGGCAAGCGAGGUCAACGAUAGUGCUGAAGAGUUGCGGCAUAUUAUUGAGCGACAAGAUAGAGAAUCGGACAGGCUGGAGAAUGUCCGAGCAUGCUGUGAUGGUAAACAUGACGUCGGAACGUUAUCGCGAAGCUCCAAUCGUCGCCCUGGCCAUGCACACACUCACUCCCACUCGCAUCCAGCACAGUUAACAGCACCAACGACACCCAUGGACACCUUGAAGACCAAAGCAUAA